Mugil cephalus (flathead mullet) is the source of this 7269-nucleotide messenger RNA. Its product is annotated as protein mono-ADP-ribosyltransferase PARP14-like. Gene Ontology annotation, cellular component: nucleus; cytoplasm. Gene Ontology annotation, molecular function: transcription corepressor activity; NAD+ poly-ADP-ribosyltransferase activity; RNA binding. Bases 76 to 5850 code for a protein of 1924 amino acids. NCBI's taxonomy places the organism in Eukaryota, Metazoa, Chordata, Actinopteri, Mugiliformes, Mugilidae. The record is from RefSeq and is a predicted model, not a curated record. The transcript is spliced from 27 exons. Gene Ontology annotation, biological process: negative regulation of gene expression.
CGUCCUGAGUCCCGAGUCCUGAAGUUGAACUCGGUCUGUGUCAGUCCGCGGACGCGUUCGUGUCGGACGGACACGAUGGACGAGUGUGAGCCGGUGAUCGUGGAGGGAGACUGGGGUCAGACCCAGGCCAAAACCCUGAGGAACAAACUGCAGCUUUACUUCCAGAGCAAGAAGAAGUCGAGCGGAGGAGACUGCAGGGUGGAGGCGGAGGACGGAGCCCCGAGAGCCGCCGUGUUCUUCCGCUCAGAGGAGGUGAGGGAACGAGUCCUGGCGAGAGAUGAUCAUGAAAUCAUCGUGGAGAAUCAGACCAUCAAGUUACGUCUGACUUCUGGGGAUAGUUUGACCAACAACAACAACGAGGUCCCAGAUUCAUCCACAGACUCAAAGGAGGCAGAAGUAGAACCUGGAAAUGAUGCAUCUGCAGCGAACAAAGAGGGCUCUAAGUCCGCUCCAGGCGCUACAGUGGUCUUGGAGAACAUCAACAACACGUCCAGGGAUCUGCUGCUCAUGCUGGUGGAGAACAUCUCCGGCCAGGACGAGAGCUGCUGGAGACUAGAGAUCAUCUGGGAAUCCAACAAAGCUGUGGUCACCUUCAAUGAAGCUGCAGAUGCAGAGAAGUUCCUCACUGUGAGUCAAACCAGCAAAAAGCUGCAGAAAUAUGAAGUGAGCGCUCGACCGCUGGACGCAGCAACAAGCGUCAGAGUGGAGAAUCUUCCUCCGACUGUGGUUAAAGACAUGCUGGAGCUAUAUUUCGAGAAGACCUGGACUGAGCCCGACAGUGUUCUCAUGAUUCCAGAGGAGCAAGCUGCCAUCAUCACAUUCAGUGACCCUAAAGUUGUGGAAAGCAUUUGCAUCAAAGAAGACUAUGACAUGCGGUCCAUCCCUAUCAAGGUUUAUCCGUACUACGAGUCCCUGGGGACGGCCUUGUACGGCAAUGAAAGGCCAACGUGGAAGAUGCCUGAGCCCUUCACAGAGAACGUUUACCCCAUCAUCUGGAAAUUCCUCCAGGAGAAGAAACUUUGUAAAAGCAUCAACGAUCAGAUGCGUCCACACUUCUGCAGAGUGGACUUGAAAGAGCCCCAGGUGACACUCAGCCCAAUGCCAAGUCUCCUGAGGCAACAAAGUCUGACUGAAAAAGACAUAGACAACUGGAUGGGAAAAACCCAACACGCCUUCCGUCAUGUGAUGUCUCAGUACUCGGCCUUUGAAUGUCCAGUGAACGCUCCGGCAUGGAAAGCUGCAGAGAAGGAUGUGCAUUCAGUUGUGAUGGAAGACGCCAUCCUGGUGGUGGAUGAAUCCAAGGGGGUCGUGACCAUCGCUGGUGGAGCUGAUGAUAUAAAACGAAUCAAAGCUCCUGUGGAAAACAUCAUUCUGAAAGCCAUGGUUCACAUUGACCGGCAGACGAACUCCAUCUCUGAGCAGAUGCAGUUGUCCCCGGCAUUGUUCUCCAUCCUGAAGCAGGACGGGCUGCAGAAAGUUGCUCUGGACAUUUCUCCUAAGAUGACUCUGUCCUACGAUGAAAGCACCCAGAAGUUAACCAUUGCAGGAUUGCCUACAGAGGUUUUCAAGAUGAAAUCAUGGAUCUUAGAGAGAAAUAGUUUGACCAACAACAGCAACAACAAGGUCUCAGUGGUCUUGGAGAACAUCAACAACACGUCUAGGGAUCUGCUGCUCAUGCUGGUGGAGAACAUCUCCGGCCAGGACGAGAGCUGCUGGAGACUAGAGAUCAUCUGGGAAUCCAACAAAGCUGUGGUCACCUUCAAUGAAGCUGCAGAUGCAGAGAAGUUCCUCACUGUGAGUCAAACCAGCAAAAAGCUGCAGAAAUAUGAAGUGAGCGCUCGACCGCUGGACGCAGCAACAAGCGUCAGAGUGGAGAAUCUUCCUCCGACUGUGGUUAAAGAUCUGAUGGUCUCCACCCAAACCAGGAGGGCUGACGACUUUUCACUGCAUGAAAAGAAAUAUAUGCAGGCCUACAUACAGCCACACACUUCUCAGAUAUUUGGGCGUAAGCACGAGCAUUCAGACAUGCUGGAGCUGUAUUUUGAGAAGACCUGGACUGAGCCCGACAGUGUCGUCAUGAUUCCAGAGGAGCAAGCUGCCAUCAUCACAUUCAGUGACCCUAAAGUUGUGGUAAGCAUUUGCAUCAAAGAAGACUAUGACAUACGGUCCAUCCCUAUCAAGGUUUACCCAUACUACGAGUCCCUGGGGACGGCCUUGUAUGGCAAUGAAAGGCCAACGUGGAAGAUGCCUGAGACCUUCACAGAGAACGUUUACCCCAUCAUCUGGAAAUUCCUCCAGGAGAAGAAACUUUGUAAAAGCAUCAACGAUCAGAUGCGACCACACUUCUGCAGAGUGGACUUGAAAGAGCCCCAGGUGACACUCAGCCCUAUGCCAAGUUUCCUGAAGCAACGAAGUCUGACUGCAAAAGACAUAGACAACUGGAUGGGAAAAACCCAACACGCCUUCCGUCAUGUGAUGUCUCAGUACUCGGCCUUUGAAUGUCCAGUGAACGCUCCGGCAUGGAAAGCUGCAGAGAAGGAUGUGCAUUCAGUUGUGAUGGAAGACGCCAUCCUGGUGGUGGAUGAAUCCAAGAGGGUCGUGACCAUCGCUGGCCAAGCUGAUGAUAUAAAACGAAUCAAAGCUCCUGUGGAAAACAUCAUUCUGAAAGCCAUGGUUCCCAUUGACCAGCAGACGAACUCCAUCUCUGAGGAGAUGCAGUUGUCCCCUGCAUUUUUCUACAUCCUGAAGCAGGACGGGCUGCAGAAAAAUGCUCUGGACAUUUCUCCUGAGAUGACUCUGUCCUACGAUGAAAGCACCCAGAAGUUAACCAUUGCAGGAUUGCCUACAGAGGUUUUCAAGAUGAAAUCAUGGAUCUUAGAGAGGAAUGUAAAUAUGAGUAAAAAGCAUCUGUAUAUACCCCCAAGUCUUCUGGACUUCCUCAGGAGUGUGGACCCCAUGGACAUGUCCCAGGACCUGUUCACAUCUCAAGGCAUCAGUGCCAUCUACAGCGUGGACAGUAAAGGGGUGUUCCUGCUGGGCAGCUCGGACAAAAUCCUUGCCGACGCCGAGAGUAAGAUGAAGGCGGUUUUGUCCGUGAACACUCUGGAUGUGGAAGACCAGGAAGUUAUGAAACUUCAGGGCUGGGUUGACCUGAACCAACAGCUGCUGGACACCUACAACUCCUCAAAGAAGAAAACAGUGGCUGUUCAGUUCCACCCAGAGAGAAGAGACAAAAUAACAGUGGCUGGCUUCACAAAUCCAGUCAAAGAGGCCAGCAGCAGCCUGAGCGAGUUCAUCAUGAACUACUCUACCAUUCAAGAAAAGCUUCGUGUUGAGUCCUGUGCUGUUGUUCAGUUCAUAGAUAGGAAAAAAACACACGAUUGGUCCAGUAUUGCCAAAGCUAAUGAUGUGAAAGUCCUUUUUGAUCCAGAGAGGCCAAGAAUCUUCAUCACUGGGGCUCGUCUUCACGUCCACAAAGCCAAAUCCAGCUUUCAGCAAUUAGUGAGCACUCUCUUCACCGACACCUUAACUGUGGACAAACCAGGAGCUAAGAAGUAUUUCCAAUCUCAAGGAAGCCUCUUACUGUCUACAAUAAUGUCAGAAUUCAGCUGUGUUGUGACACUUGGUUCAGAAUUUGAAGAUGAACCCGAAGGACACAACAGGCUGGGGAAGGAGGAACUAUACAGCCGUAUGCGUAUGAGAACCGUCAUUCGCCCCGCCAACAGCAAGACCAUGGACUGUUCCACUAAAGAGGUCAGCAGUCGCUCUGCUCCAAGGAAGUUCCCACUGAAAAAAAUUAUCCAGUCACCUGCUCGUCAGCUGGGGAAGGAGGUCGACCUAUACAGCCACAUAAGAACUUCUCAACAUGUGAGCAAGGUGUCUGCCAUCAUUCCCCCCACCAGUUAUUUCACCAGAGAGGUCAGCGGUCGCUCUGCUCUGAGGACCGUCCCACUGAAAAAAGUUUUCCAGUCACCAGCUCGUCAGCCUCUCCAGUCAAUCACUGCCUCAGGUCCAGCCUCCUUCAGCCCAGUCUUGUCCCCGUCCCUCGGUGUUUACCGGAUGCAGAUGGGCCAGCUCACCCUGGAGGUGUCGUCUGGAGACAUCACCAAGGAGACCAGUGAUGUCAUCGUUAAUUCGUCCAAUCAGACAUUUAACCUGAAUGCAGGAGUGUCCAAGGCCAUCCUAGACAGCGCUGGGUCAACGGUUCUGCUGGAGUGUUCACAGAUUGUGAAUUCUCCAGGUUACCAACCUUGUCCAAUGAUCCUGACGUCGGCCGGUCAACUUCCCUGCGGGAACAUUAUCCACAUCGUUGGCGUGAACGAUCCUGCAAGGAUUAAGGAGAUGGUUUAUGAGGUGCUGAAGGUCUGCGAGGAGAACAAGUUCAGCUCCAUCUCCUUCCCAGCAUUGGGAACAGGUCAGGGAGGGGCUAACCCAUCGGCCGUGGCAGACGCCAUGGUGGGUGCGGUGGUGGACUUUGUGAGAAAGAAGCACCAGAGGUUCGUCCACAGCGUGAAGAUCCUGAUCUUCCAGACGGCAAUGAUAGCGGAGUUCCACAAGAGCAUGAAGAAGAGAGAGGGGGAGGAGGUGGAGGAGAAGAGUGUCCUGUCCAACAUCAAAGACCGUUUCACUUCAUUGUUUUCUGGAUUCACGGAGGAGCAGCCGAGAGCUGAGGGUUUAGUUCUGGAGAGUGAGGAGUUUGAGCCCACAGUGUUUCAGCUCUGUGCAGACGACAACAAGGCUGUGACUCUGGCUAAGAAGAGGAUUAAUGAGCUGAUCGUGGCUGAGCAGGCUGAAAGAACCAUCCAGGACAUGUACAUCGGUCAUCUGUCCCAGGCCGACAUCUCAGAGCUGAACGCCCUCCAGAAGAAACUGACAGUCAGCAUCCGCCUGGACCGAGGGCAGGAGGAACAAGAGCCUAAGAUCCACCUGGAGGGUCUGACCAGGGACGUCUUUACUGCAGAGUCUGCAGUCAGAGACAUCAUCCGGAGGGUGGAGAGGGCAGAGAACCAGAAGAGCAAGGCUUUGCUUGCGAGCGGUCUGGUAGAGUGGCAGUUCCUGGACACCAACACAGGGAAGAUGGAGCCAUUUGACAUUUAUACAAACCUCAAACUCGAGGAAGCUCUGGAGAAAAAACAAAACCUGGAAGUCAAGAUCAACAAUGAGAAGUACACUGCUGACCCAAUGCUGAAAAGUGCUCGUUCAUUAAAGAAGGGUAAACAGGUGGAACUCUUCAGGAAAGAUUUGAAAGAUGAUGCUGCUUUGCCUUCACAUUGGGACGACAUGAAAGGAGACAUAGAGAAGCUGUUUCCUGUGGCUCAGGGGUCUCAGGAAUACAAUGAUGUGGAGACAGAGUUUACAAAGACCGGCCUCACUGCAAACAUCAUCAGUAUUGAACGGGUCCAGAAUACGACGCUGUGGCAGAGCUACCAGCUGAUGAAGAAACAGAUGGAGGUGAAGAACAAACACAAAAACAAUGAAAGACUCCUGUUUCACGGUACCUGCUCUACAGCCAUCGAUCUGAUCAACAAACAAGGCUUCAACCGCAGCUACGCAGGAACACGCGUUGGUGCGAGGUUUGGCAAUGGCUCCUACUUUGCUGUGGACCCAGUCUACUCAGCUCAGGGCUACGCUGCACCAGACACCAACGGACACAAGCGCAUGUACCAGGCCAGGGUUCUGGUUGGAGACUUCACCAAGGGAAGACCAGGCUUGAUUUCACCUCCCUCUAAAAGCUCAACCAGUGCUGCUGACCUGUAUGACAGCGUCUCUGAUAACCCCACCAAUCCAACCAUGUUUGUCAUCUUCAGCGACAUCCAGGCUUACCCAGAAUACCUCAUCAAAUUCACAUGAGCUGCUGUGAUCUCAGAGGGAAACUGUUCUGAUGACAUGUUACCUGGACUGUGUGGUUUGGUUUGAGUUCAGUCUAGAGAUAAUACAUAAUGAUAUCAAAUACAAUUAUAAUAACUUGUUUCUCUCUAUUAAACUGACAGAGAAGCUCCAUAUUUAACUUGUUGUAACUUAGUAAACAGCUCACGCUGCUCCAGACUCAGGGAGGAUACCGACAGCCUGAGCUGAUGAGGUUGGUUUGCACCAGUGAGACACAAAAUAAACAUGUUUCUGGUAAUAUUUGGUUGAGGUGUAGUAGGAGUAGAAACUAGGAGACAGAGACGCUGCUGUGUGAACUGUCAUGUUGGAAGAGAUUCUUUUCAUGUGUGUGUUAUUAACAAUGAUGUAAACUAUAUAACCAAAAGUAUCCUCUCACCAUCCUAACCAGUGGAUCCAGGUGUUCCAGUCCCUUCCAUGUCCACAGGUGUAUAAAUCCAGACCCCAUUAUUAGAGUAAGAAUGGGGGGGUUCUCAGGAGCUCAGUUGGUUCCAGCGUGGUGAUAAGAUGCCACCUGAGCAACAAGUCCAGUCUCUACUAAAUAUUCCACAGUCACCUGUCAGUGGUUGUAGAACAAAGUGGAAGCCACUGAAGUGUCAGUCCUCAUCAUAGUGAGGUCACAGAGAGUCUCCAGAUGUGAUGUUUAGCUUCAGAUUAUCUUCAGGACAGAGGGCAGACAGAGAGCUUCAUGAAUGGGUUUCCAUGGCCCAGCAGCUGCAUCCCAGCCAAACAUCACCAAAGUGGAUGCACAGCGUGGGAUGCAGUGGUGGAAAGCAGCUCCACUGGACUCUAGAGCAGUGGAGACGUUCUCUGGAGGGACAUCUGGAAACCUGAUGACCUGGAUGAGGAAGCACUGGACUGACCUUCAACAACAUAGAGCACCUUUGGCAUGAAUUAGAUGGAGACUGUGAGCCAGGCCUUCUCCUCCAACAUCACCUAUGAGCUUCUGGAAGAAUGGUCAAAAACUCCCAUCAACACACUCCUAAAUCUGUGGAAACUCUCCCCAGAACGGGAGAUUAAGAAUGUGAUGUCACUUAGGUUCAUUUGCAUGGAAAGGAAGGUGAAACAAUACUUUUGGCCAUAUAGUGUAUGUUAGAUGAAGUUAAUGACUCUGACACAUACUCAGUUCAAUUAAUUGAGUGAACUGAACUUAUUGUUUUCUAUAAUAGUGGAAAUUCCUACAAACCAGACGAUGGUCACUGUCAACAGAAAAGGAGACAUGGGGGUAAUGUCAUUCAAUUCUGGGUUGAGUUGUUAUUGCAUGAAUUUCAUACAUAACAAAUGUAGAGGGAAUAUAAGUAAGUUAACGGACUGGACCUUUAAAAAUUGUUAUUGAUUCCUCUGUAGAAAGUCUUAAAAUCAAUAAAAAAAGACUUGAAAAGGCUA